Molecule: messenger RNA, 1499 nt
Organism: Nothoprocta perdicaria
Lineage: Eukaryota; Metazoa; Chordata; Aves; Tinamiformes; Tinamidae
Gene: ISL1
Product: ISL LIM homeobox 1
Exons: 6
Coding region: 90-1139 (349 amino acids)
Biological process (GO): axonogenesis; neuron fate specification; positive regulation of transcription by RNA polymerase II
Cellular component (GO): nucleus
Molecular function (GO): DNA-binding transcription factor activity, RNA polymerase II-specific; cis-regulatory region sequence-specific DNA binding
Source: RefSeq, a predicted model, not a curated record
CUUAGCGGCAGCUCUCAAAAGUCUACCUUGGGGUUCUUAAAACGCAACCGUACACCAUUUCACUGUGGACAUUACACCCUCUCACAGAUAUGGGAGACAUGGGAGACCCUCCAAAAAAAAAACGUCUGAUUUCCCUAUGUGUUGGUUGCGGCAAUCAAAUUCACGAUCAGUAUAUUCUGAGGGUUUCUCCGGAUUUGGAAUGGCAUGCGGCGUGUUUGAAGUGUGCAGAGUGUAAUCAGUAUUUGGACGAGACCUGUACGUGCUUUGUUAGGGAUGGCAAAACCUACUGUAAAAGAGAUUACAUCAGGUUAUACGGCAUCAAGUGCGCCAAGUGCAGCAUCGGCUUCAGCAAGAACGACUUCGUGAUGCGCGCCCGCUCCAAGGUCUAUCACAUCGAGUGCUUCCGCUGCGUGGCCUGCAGCCGCCAGCUCAUCCCGGGCGAUGAAUUCGCGCUGCGGGAGGACGGCCUCUUCUGCCGGGCGGAUCACGACGUGGUGGAGAGGGCCAGCCUGGGCGCGGGGGACCCGCUCAGCCCGCUGCACCCCGCCAGACCGCUGCAGAUGGCAGCAGAACCUAUCUCUGCCAGACAGCCAGCUCUCCGACCCCACGUUCACAAGCAGCCCGAGAAGACCACYCGAGUCCGGACUGUCCUUAACGAGAAGCAGCUUCACACCUUGAGGACCUGCUACGCCGCCAACCCCAGACCCGACGCCCUCAUGAAGGAGCAACUGGUAGAAAUGACUGGCCUCAGCCCGCGGGUCAUCAGGGUUUGGUUUCAAAACAAGCGAUGCAAGGACAAAAAAAGGAGCAUUAUGAUGAAGCAACUUCAGCAACAGCAGCCCAAUGACAAAACUAAUAUCCAAGGGAUGACAGGAACUCCGAUGGUGGCUGCUAGUCCUGAGAGACACGAUGGUGGUUUACAGGCGAACCCAGUGGAGGUGCAGAGUUACCAGCCGCCUUGGAAAGUACUGAGUGACUUCGCAUUGCAGAGUGACAUAGAUCAACCUGCUUUUCAGCAACUAGUUAAUUUUUCAGAAGGAGGACCUGGUUCCAAUUCCACUGGAAGUGAAGUAGCAUCAAUGUCCUCUCAGCUCCCAGAUACACCCAACAGCAUGGUAGCCAGUCCUAUUGAGGCAUGAGGAACAUUCAUUCAGAUUUCUGUUGUUGUUGUUUCUGCCCUUACCCUCACCCCUGUUGGAGAGAGUGGGAAAGUGAUCACGUUGGGACUCCAAAAUGUAGGGGGAAAAUUAUUUAACAACCCUGUAAUGAACCUAGCAAAGAACCGCUCCAUGAGAUGAACGGAGUCUUGUUUGAAAUGACAAGGUAAUAUGGUAGCAACACUGUGAAGACAAUCAUGAGAUCUUACUAGAAUAAAUAUAAAACAGAAGUCCACGCUAUUCAAUGAUCAGAGGAGGAUUGAAAAGACGAUUUCAAAACGUAGAGGAUUUGUACUCAUGGAUCUAAAAAAAAAGAAAGAAGGAAGGAAAAAAGAUAAAUUC